Amoebophrya sp. A120 is the source of this 4086-nucleotide messenger RNA. The record is from the annotation of a GenBank genome assembly. NCBI's taxonomy places the organism in Eukaryota, Dinophyceae, Syndiniales, Amoebophryaceae.
AAGGUAGGUGAGCAGCCCGCUCUGCGAGUACGUGAACUGUCACAGGAGUAGAAUGGAACACCUUGUCGAUAGAGUCGUGCGAUUUAUCUUCCUGUAUUUGUUGAUGUCUGCGAAACUUGUUCUUCACUACGUACAACACGUCGAUACAAUUAGAAUUACGUUUGCAAACACAUAUUGAUACCUAUGUUUGUCAUUGUCGUGUGAAUGUCUUCGAAGAGAACCACAAUCAUGUUCGACGUCCCUCGGGGCCUUUUCUAUUUUUUCGUUGCGGCAACCACGCUCGAAUUUGGAAGUAGGCAUGAGUCCUCUCCUCCGCCUGCAUCGCUGGGCUUCGCCACCGCUCUGUCUGUCAAAUCGUUUUUCUACAACUCCAAUGCUCGACUUACUACAUCAACCGCGUCGAGCAGCAGUGGCAGUAGUGCGCCGUCCUUUGUACCUCUCUCGUCCUCAUCUUCGCAACACGACAGACUCAAUACCAGAGAGCGACCAACCGACCGCCGUGUUUUACAGGCGUCGGAAGCUGCUGUGCCAGGAGGACGACAGACCGUGCGGGCGCCGGAGCAGGUGCGGAUGUCGUGUGGGGGAAUGGGUAUUUCGCCGAAUGAGGCUGCGGGUCCGAGUAGAAACAAGAGUGGCACGACGACACCGCUAACCUCGACAGACCUGCGGGUCUUUUUUGCCCUGCGCUGGACGGGAUACAAGCCUAAUUUCUUUCGGCAGGAAGUAAAUAAUCCGUCUCGCGGCAGGAAGGCACCUGGAACGUCAAAAGUCCUCAGUACGCCGGUGUUUCCUUGCGCAAUUUGCCUAAAAGAGGACAUUUUCAGCAAUGCGGAUUAUCAUGCGCCAGAAGACCACCCGAUAGAUUCGAGUAACAGAGGACAACAAGGCGGCACCGCAGCAGCGCCCGGAGAAGAGGAGCGAGAGCAGCAAUCUACGCAAAAUAAGCCCAGGAGCUCUUUUUCGGGCGGAGAAUCUAGUACGAUAGCCGGCGGCGCUAGUCGUGUACCAUUCCCGAGUCCCUCCUCUUCCAGUUCUUUUUCCACGUUGCAACCCACGACCGCAAGCCGCGCGUGGUCGCUGCGAAGUUCGUCCAUGACAAACGUGCCUGAAGACGAAAUCUUCCCACACGAUAGGGAUGAACAUGAAGCCACUUGUUCACAACUGCGCCCGCAACCAGUAGGGAGCUGUGUAGUUCGCAGCUCGGGUCAUGCGGUCGUCCAGCAGCAGACUUUGCUGCCCUUCACUGGUCGUGACGAAAGUUCAGUAGACGUCGAUCGUGGCGAAGUUAUCAGUGUUGAUCAGGAGCAGGAGUGUGGAAACGAAUGCACUGCGGAUUCAUGCUCGGUUCUUUUCCCGCCUCUUUGCUCCGUCACUACUCCGCUGAUCUGCACGACAAGAGAACGCGGAAAUGUUGUAUUGGGGGAAGAUGAUGAUGGCAGAAAUUAUACGCUUGUUCACCACGCAGCAGGCACCUCCACUGGUGCGUCCGGAGCUACGAACACAAAUGGAUGUACUUCUGCGACACCGGUACCGGUAGAAACAAGCACGAGAGCUUGUAGAGCGGCUGUUACUUGUUCAGGUGCGGGAAUUAUAAACCGUGAAGAGGUACAACUACAUGAUGCAAUACCCAGCACAACAUCAAGUGCAACGAAACCGCCAUCAGCAAGCGCCGAAGAUGACCCGAAGCUGCACAACCGGGUUGUCCUCUAUGCCUGCGGACAUUCCGCGUGCUUAAAAUGUGCAGAAAAGUGGCGAAGGCGCAACCUCGCCUGCCCCGUGUGUCGCACGGGCGUGGAUACCGAAAAGACGCUCCGGUACGUCCCGUUGCACCUGCAGCAAGCCAGUCGGUUGAGACAAAAUAGCUGGCGGAGUGAUUGCCGCUGUUCGGCGCACGUUUGCCCGAACCAAGCAUGCUUCAGCGAGGAGGAGCUGUGUAGAGGCUUGGAAAGUCUGCUGCUGCGGAGCAGUAGUGGUGCUGGGGAUCAGGAACAUCAGAACACCGACCACUUUGAGGGGAGUAGAUGUGAGAUGAAAAACGAAAUGAACCGCAGUUAUACUAUUGGAAACACGGCUGCUGCUGCUGGUACUAGUAGUUCUCUGCUACUGCAAGAACAAUCCGAAGCGGAUCUGACGAGAAAAUGGGAAACCUUCGUCAACCGCGCGGAGCGAGAGUACGCCGCGUUCGUGGAAAGAGCGGCCGUCGAGGGUCCAGGUUUGCAUGGAGAAUGGCCUGCUCUUUCCUCUCAGGAGGAGAUGACUGGCGACGAAAGUGACGCUCAUCAACAAGGGCCGGCCCUCUUGUCCCCCGCCUCCGAGGACCACAGUAGGUCAUCUACCGCGUUCAUCGGAGCUGCGAUGAACAGAAGCGGGCCAAUAUCUGGUACUAAGCAAGGCCGGUCGCAGGCGGAUUUCGUCCGGCAAAAGGCAGUCGAAGAUCUACUCAGAGGAGAAACAAGCCCUUUCACUGCAGGACAAAUCUGCACGGGGAUCGUCGCCCAGGCGUAUAGGCUGGACCAGCUCGUGAAGAUAAAGUCCGACGCAGCGAGACGAGCACGCUGGGUGCAACAGCGACAAGCGCGUAUGCAGGCGCUGCGCGACGAGCGGUCCGAAGGGAGGACAGCAGAGUGGGAGCCGCUCAGAGCAGCUGGCAGGGAUGAUAGAAGAAGUCGUGCGCAGAAUAAUCAUGUCGCUCAAGAAGAACUUGAACUAGCACCACCCGCACCUCCACCUGCCUACCCCUUCCUGCGAAGAACGGGAAGUAGCAGACUGCGCGCCGCGGCUGCCGUGUUUAAUAAUGCGGGGGAGGUGGAGCAGGGCGGGGCUGUUGACACUCGGAAUGUCGGAACUGAUGUCAUCAACAGCGCAGGUGUAGGAUCACUACCACUUCCGCCGGGGGCGGCGCCUCCGGCAAGUAUUGGCGAUGCGGGGGUACUCGUACAGGCGAAUGAAAAUACUAGUCCGUCAGAAGAAGCUCCUGCUGUCGCUGGCCUCUCAGAGCUAACUGCAUUACAAGAAACGCAUCGCCGCGCCAGACGCCGGAGAACGCACCGAUUGAGGCGCGCGCAGGCGGUGGGCGGAGCCGCCUCUCUAGGAAGGUCCUCUGAUGACGACGCGACUACGGCCAGCAAUGCGACUACUAAGAGGAAGAGACGGGUCAAUUUUCACCGGCCGCUCGGAAAAGAUUUGAAAAUUACCGAGGCGGAAGAUCUACUUUGUUCUUCAUCAGAUAAUUUCACGGAGGUUCAGAUGAAGCAGAUGGAUGCAUUUCUCGAGAGCCGGUGCGAGAAAGAAGGGCGAAAGCUUCUCUGCCAAGCCGCGGGAGGUCCUUGUUGCGUCGUGUUUUCCGAUGCACUUUGUUGCGUUCUUUCCGGAUACAGUUGCGUAGCAGCCCAUUUCGCUGCGGUUUCCGCGGCGACGCAAGCGGAAUUUUUGCGGCGCGUGGCUGCCGGCGUUUGUGCACAAAGUUUGCUGUGUGCGGGGUAUCUACCGAUCACCCGGGUGCCAGAAUCCUGUGUGGCGGAGUGCGCUGCGUGUCUAGGCCCCUGCCCGGACCCUGGUGUGAUGCGGAAAUUUCUUGCGGAAACGUGCGGGAAGGCGCGGGACUGGUUGCUGUGGCCGUAUUCCGCCUUGCUAGAUCUCUGCAACACGCCGGCCGCAGUGCAGAAGGGGCUCCUGCGCAGCAUCGAAAAGGCGGCCGCGCAUAGGUGUGUGAAAAAUGGUAUGCACGAACACGACGAGGACGACGAGGGAGCAGGUUAUUUUUGUCAAGAACGACGAGACGGGGAGCCUGCUAUACAACUUCCCAGCUCGGAAAACAACAUCCACGACGCUGAAAUAGAAGCAACUGGUACUGGUGCCACUUCUCGAGAUCUUGCGAACCAAUUUUGUUUUUCCUUUUUCGAUUCUGAAACGCGGGCGAAGCAAUUUCUCGACCGACAUCCAGACUUGAGAAUACUGAUCGCAGAUCUGUGUGCCGUUGCACAGUGCUCGGAAUCGUGACGGGAAUGGUUUAUGUGCCUGCCACCUUUUACGAUUGGAUUUACCGAUCGUGCGCCAGCACACUUGUAAUCGCCGGGGAAAGGCGUG